Molecule: messenger RNA, 432 nt
Organism: Aureococcus anophagefferens
Lineage: Eukaryota; Pelagophyceae; Pelagomonadales; Pelagomonadaceae
Exons: 1
Coding region: 1-432 (143 amino acids)
Biological process (GO): translation; maturation of SSU-rRNA from tricistronic rRNA transcript (SSU-rRNA, 5.8S rRNA, LSU-rRNA)
Cellular component (GO): cytosolic small ribosomal subunit; ribosome
Molecular function (GO): structural constituent of ribosome; RNA binding
Source: RefSeq, a predicted model, not a curated record
AUGUCGGCGAUCCAGAGCGUGCAGGUCUUCGGCCGCAAGAAGACGGCGACGGCCGUGGCCUACUGCAAGCAGGGCCGGGGCCUCAUCAAGGUCAACGGCUGCCCCAUCGAGCUCCUCGAGCCCGAGAUCCUCCGCCUCAAGACCUUCGAGCCCGUGCUCCUCCUCGGCCAGCACCGCUUCGCCAACGUCGACAUCCGCAUCCGCGUCAAGGGCGGCGGCUUCACGGCCCAGAUCUACGCCAUCCGCCAGUCCAUCGCCAAGGCGCUCGUCGCCUACUACCAAAAGUACGUCGACGAGGCGUCCAAAACCGAGAUCCGCGACAUCCUCAUGUCCUACGACCGGACGCUGCUCGUCGCCGACGCCCGGCGCUGCGAGUCGAAGAAGUUCGGCGGCCCCGGCGCCCGCGCCCGCUACCAGAAGUCCUACCGUUAG